Molecule: messenger RNA, 2175 nt
Organism: Aspergillus sclerotioniger CBS 115572
Lineage: Eukaryota; Fungi; Ascomycota; Eurotiomycetes; Eurotiales; Aspergillaceae
Product: putative nucleotide-sugar transporter
Exons: 2
Coding region: 276-2105 (609 amino acids)
Biological process (GO): UDP-glucose transmembrane transport
Cellular component (GO): endoplasmic reticulum-Golgi intermediate compartment; cis-Golgi network; Golgi apparatus
Molecular function (GO): antiporter activity
Source: RefSeq, a predicted model, not a curated record
UUCCUGCCAAUUCCCCACUAAGACCAGUCAAUUCCCUCACCGGCUUUCCACCUACCUACCUACCUACAGUCCUACACUCCUUCGGCCUGCCUGUGCCCCUCGCCAUUCUUCUCCUUCGCGGAUCCCUCGGUCGUCAUUGCCCAUUGAGACUGAGACACGCCGACCUUCGUCACUGAUGGGGGCAUCGCCAACCUAGCGACCUUCCUCCUUUCUUCGCCUUAUCGCCCUCUUAUAUCGUUCCUCUCCCGCCCUCCCCCGACCAGCCAUCGCCGACUAUGGGAGUCUCCCCGUCCGGCAACCAUCAUCGACGGCGGAGCUCAGUGCUGGCGGGCACCUCACAAGCCGCUCCUAUCGAACACCGGGAAGACAGUUCGAGGAUAACUGGGGACGUUGCAGGUCCGAAAAAGGAAGAACCCAAGUCCUCACCGGCUGAGGACGCAGACCUCUCGGAUCUUUCGUCUAUCGCAGAAAGCUUGGAGAUGGAUUACAUGAGUUCGGAUGACGAUCUCCACGAUGACGAAGAAACGGGCCUCACCGCGAAGCAGAGACGCCAAAGGCGCCGCAGAAGACAGCAGCGGAGGCAGUUGGAUGCCCGCAUCGCCGAUGUCAAGGCCUCGCGACAAGAUGCUAUACCACUAGGAUUGGGAGACCGUGAGGUCUUCAAGAGAUUAUCAAUCAAUGCUGGCUUGAUCCUGAUGUGGUAUUUCUUCUCGCUGUCAAUUUCAAUCUACAACAAGUGGAUGUUUUCUGACGACGAUGUCGUGUUUCCCUUUCCUCUCUUCACAACCAGUCUGCAUAUGGCUGUCCAAUUUACCUUCUCAUCCCUAAUCCUCUGGCUAAUCCCAUCUCUGCGCCCCAAGGCGCCCAUUGCACCCACUCCUUCCGGAUCGCCCGUGAGCGAGCAUGAGGCGUUCGAACCCCAGCCGAUUAUCACCAAGUUCUUCUAUCUUACGCGUCUCGUUCCUUGCGGUACAGCGACCUCCCUCGAUGUUGGUCUGGGGAACAUGUCCUUGAAGUUUAUCUCGCUUACUUUCCUCACCAUGUGCAAAUCCUCCGCCUUAGCAUUUGUGCUUCUGUUUGCCUUUGUUUUCCGCCUCGAGACCCCGUCCGUCAAGUUGAUUGUGGUUAUUGCCACCAUGACUGUGGGUGUCGUGAUGAUGGUCGCAGGCGAGACCGCAUUCAAUGCGGUUGGAUUUAUCCUUGUCAUUGCAUCAGCGUUCUUUUCGGGCUUCCGAUGGGGCCUCACUCAAAUUCUCCUUCUCCGCCAUCCAGCGACCGCGAAUCCGUUUUCGACCCUUUUCUUCCUGACGCCCGUGAUGUUUAUCUCGUUGAUUGUCAUUGCGUUGGCGAUAGAAGGCCCCCUGGAAAUUAUUGCUGGCUUCCAGGCUCUGGCAGAUGCCCGUGGCGGCAUGUUUGCUGUUUUUCUCCUGAUCUUCCCCGGCAUCCUGGCUUUCUGCAUGAUUUCCUCUGAGUUUGCGCUCCUCAAGCGCUCCUCGGUCGUGACGCUGAGCAUUUGCGGCAUUUUCAAGGAGGUCGUCACCAUCAGUGCCGCUGGGGUCAUCUUCCACGACCAGCUCACCGUGGUCAAUAUCACGGGCUUGGUGGUUACCAUCGGCAGCAUCGCUUCGUACAACUACAUGAAGAUCGCCAAAAUGCGCUCCGAUGCGCAGAAGGGUGCAUGGACACGGAGCCCGAAUCUGGACUCGGAUUACGAUUCGGAUCCUACCGGGGAACGCGGAGAAUAUCAGCGGAUCCGUAACCCGGAAGCGAGCAUGUUCCAUGCUCCCGACGUCCAUGUUGACGAGGACAAUGUGAAUAUUACCCCCGAUGAUGACUUGACCGCUGGCGGUCGGCGCUCAUUCCGUGUUCGUGCCAGCGGAGCUAGCAACGCGCUCGGGCUUAGUAUCAACACGACCAACCUAGGCGACCAUGAUAAAACUCUCUCUCCGCGGGUGUCCGGCCCCUCGCCGAUGAAAUCUGCGCCUCCGGUAAUUACGUCCAUCGAAGCUGAGCUUAACCGGACGGGCCAGGGCCCUAGCUAUGGGAGCAACCUCCAGACCUCCCCCGAACGGGGAUUGCAAGGGCAAGGGCGUUCAGCGACUUAGAGAUCAUAGAUAUCAUCUUUGGGCUUGAUGUUUUCUCCACCUUGGCUCCCGGAACCACUGGAAUGGUUCA